UCACAAAACAGACGCGCCUCAACGGCCGUUAGAAAAGUGCGCCAUUUUUUGGCUCCAGUGGAAGGAACCGAAUAUUCGUAAAGGCUAGUGCGUGGCGUGAGCGAUUAGGUAUCGUUGAGGCGACUGCGCGAAAUCGCUCUUGUGUAUAAUAGUAAUAAACCUGCGUGAUCGCACACGGAGCGCGGCGGUUACGCCAAGACGCGAAAAUCGUGAGAACGAGUGCUUUGCUAUAGUCUGGUGUAAUUCUUAAAAACUGGUCAUACCGCGAUAACCGCGUCGCUCUUCAUGUUGAUUUCUGGUACAUAUAUAACUGGAAGAGGAAGCUGAACCUUUGCAGUUAGGAGCGUCCAGUUGACCGUUUCUAUUGGAACAACUGCAAAUUGAGGUAGAAUCAUAACAAAAAUGUCCGUGGAAAUAUUAAGUGACUCGGAGCUGCGGAGCAAGCUUGCCGAAUACGGAUAUCCUGUCGGCCCCGUCACCCAGACCACAAGAAAAAUCCUCGUGAAGAAGUUGAAGAAUCUUAUCGAGACACGCGGCGGUACUGGCUCGCGGCAUUCCCUUGCUGCUAGGUACAGCAGCGAUGAUACUGAUGAUGAUGCACCAUCAAAUACAAUUCCUACCAAAAAACAAACAAGCUCGAAUAGAAGAAAAACAUUGGCAAAUCCGAUGCCUCCACCUCCGUCAGCACCAACUGCUCCCAUUACAAUGACAGUGCCAAGGAGUCCGGUUAAACGUCCUGUGAAGUCACUAUCAAGGAAUUCUGACAACCAGGCUUCGUUAGGUUCAGAUUAUGAUCGAGCCUCUCCUGAUCUAACUAGUAAAUCUGUCACAAAGAGUAUACAGAAAAAAAUGUCAAGAUCGUACAAGCUAAGUGCCACUGAUGGUUUGGAAACAGGAUCUGAUUCUGACAUUGCUCAGGAGGGAGAGAAAACAUAUUCUAUUAACAAGUUUGGAUUAGAUCAUGGAAAGCAAUAUGAUUCUAAAAUGCAAGACCGUGCCUCUGCUGAUCCUUAUGAAUGGAGAGCACAACCUCAUGUUCGCACUACUCUAGAUGAUAAAUAUGUCGCCCCACCGUUUAAACCUAAUAUAUCGCCUAUACACCCUAUGAAGGAAGAUCUUUAUAUACGAGAGGAUUCUAACAAGGAUAAUCCUUUGUCUAAUUUUGAGACUCCUUAUUUGUCUGAGUUUACAAGAAGGCUCAGUCUUCGUACCACUGCGAAUCUUCCUUCAGUAUCAAGAUCAUCUUUAACGAGUUCGGUUAUUGGACACACACCAUCUCCAGUUUUAAACGAAGUUAAGGAAACUGACUCAAAUGGUCAUUUCUCAUCACUGAGAUCCUCGUACACGACGUCGAAUACAAGACAACCCUUGUUGAGCUCAAGGUAUGCGACUACACCUGCUGAAAAGCCAAGAGACAUCGUAAGGACAUUCAAAUCUUCAACGGAGACCAAGGAGGCGAAGAAUAAUCAAAACAUGGUGUCCGUGGUCCUGGUGGUUGUCCUGGCCCUUUUCUUUGGCUUACUGGCGAUAAUGUACCUCGGCCUCGGUAGCAAAACUGAAGAGAUACCAGCAAUUUCUCCGGACAGCAACGUGCCUCUGUGCUUGUUGGAGGAUCCCGACCACUCCAGACCUGGUGUCAACUGUGUUCUGCAAGAGAACCUGGAGGAUGUUUUGGACCUGCUUAAAAAACUUCAACCAAUUUUAACAAAAAAGGCUAUAGAAGCUGCCUGCAAGUAUAGCGACGAAGUGCCAUACUUAACGAACAAAAUGAUUAUCAACAUGUUCACCAACAAAGUGACAAAAUUUCAAAUUGAGAAUGAUCUAAACAACGCUCAAGUGCUCGCCAUGAACAACCCAAAAUGGGGGAUAUCCCUUAUGGAGGUGAAUGAUGAAGGCCCUGGUCAGGUCUUAGAUUCGAUGGAGAAGGUCGUGCUGUCACGCGUUGAUGGAAAUAUCGGUAUGGUAAUACUAAAUCCUGAGCUCCCGAUGCAGUGUUACAUCAAGAACAAAAUCUACACGGUCUUCUCAUCGCUGCUUAUCGUCGCCAUCGGUGCCCUGGCAGUUAUUUGCACGCACAAAUCUGUCCUCUGGUAUCUCAGAUACAAAAAGCGCUCGGAAAAGGAAGUCUUUCAGUUGGUGAGCGAUAUCAUUGGCAUGAUCGAGGCUCAUCAUCACAAUACUGUAACGUCCAGUCCUGGUGGGACCCAGGAAACGUACUUAGCUAUCAAUCACGUCCGGGAUGAGCUGAUACCGCCCAAGGAUCGCAAGAAGAUGGGCAGUAUUUGGGAAAAGGCUGUCACAUUUUUGGACGAGAAUGAAUCUCGUGUCAGAAGAGAAGUGCAACAAGUGGCCGGCGAGGAGUUUCACGUGUGGCGUUGGCUGCCAAGCAACAACCUGAACGUCUCCAACUCGCAGGUAUCACAAUGCGCAAAUAAAAAGUCAAAAGUCUGGCAAGGACAGGCUUUUGAAACGAUGGAAGGUUCUGUCAAUAGUCUGACGUGUUCACCGACUCCGUGCCUCAAGAUUCGACACAUGUUCGACCCUGACGUUGAGUUCGAAGAAGACUGGGAGACUAAGGUCCAGGACGCCAUACUAGAGAAGUGCGGUGACCGAGUGAAGAUUCUUCAUAUCAGAGUGGAUCGUGGCAGCCGGGAAGGGUGCGUUUACAUGAAGUGCAUGUCUCAGGAAGAUGCUGGAAAGGCCUACAGAUCUCUUCAUGGAUGGUGGUUUGACAGCAGCUUGGUGACUGUGAAAUACUUAAGACUGGAACGUUACCACGAGCGAUUUCCAGACGCGAUACAUUGCAAGACGCCAUUAAAGCCGAGCAACAAUCAGUGACUCUCGAUGCAGGCGCAUUACUGGCAGAGUCAACUGGAGACCAAUUAAUCAACCAACUCAAGGUCAAUUGAAUCGUUCAUUGCUUGGUCUUUUGCAACGGCAAAGAAAAGGAAAGGAAAUAAGUAAAAAUGAAUAGUCAUAUCCUCUUUAGGUGUAAAGAAAACCCCAUAAAGAGGCACAAGAUGAACGACAGUUCUCGUGAAACGCUGAUAGGCUGACCAUUUUUUAUUACUCUUGCCGUACUUGGCGCUGUGAUCGCUGAAGUGACCAGCGCGUUCUUGUGACGCAAAAGGAAACGAGAUGCGCAAUUUUACGAUCGCCUUUAUUACUUUAUACCUGAAGCAUCGCGGAAUACUACUUCUUCCUACGUUGCAACCGAAUUACACGGCGCUACUUGGCGAUUUAUUAUAUAAUUUAAGCGAGACGCAUACACUCACAAAAUAUUUUUUUUCGUUCUUGCAUUUUUUUUUCUGACUUCUAGUUAACGGCCUACGAUUAGUUAAGACUUUCUGCUGGUUGUGACACAGUAAUGAUAAUCAGCGAGAAAGCGUUUUGAGAAAAGUCAAAUUAAAUGUUUUUCCAAAAGCAAUCCUGUUUCCUCGUAGAUUUUAGAAAGUUGGACUUUUUGGAUAGUUUUUUUUUUUAUAUCGUUGACCAGGCCACAUCUGUCUCGGACUGUGCAUAAGUACAAUUAGUAUUUCGUUCAGAAAAUUGACUAACCCCAUCUUUUUCAUUAUUUUCCCGACAAUGCAUUAGGAGUAACUGAAUUGCUUAUCAUCGCGCAAAGCUUUCUUCGUUUUCCAUGAUUUUUCAAAUUCAACCAAUUGUCAUAUGGCAGCUACUCAAAAGCCAAGCAAUUUUUCUCUGACUCUAUUGUAUCGUUUUACGUAUUCCUUUGCGUUUUGAAUCUAAAGAUUGUCGAAUCCCUUGCAUCUGGAGUUCAUAGAUAUUCUGAAGAAAAAAACCUAUGCCGACGCGGACUUUAUUAAUUGUUAUUCAGUUCAUUUUAUUUUAUUUUUUUUGUUUUAUAUCGACUGCGUAUACCUCCUUGAGUCAGUGUACCUACUAUGUAAAGUAAAUCCCCACUCUUCAGCACUGCAACACGAAGACACAAUUUUUAACCUAUAUAAUUUAUGAUUAAGUGUAAAGAAAAGAAACAAAGAAAACAAUGUCAUCGAUCGAUCACCAAUGUCUCUAAGUGCUUAAAAAUUGUAAGACUCGACAUGGUGACCAGAAAAAAAAACGUAAAAUUUCUUUUCAUUGCGUCUUUAAGGAGAUUUUUCUUUCGUUCGCGCAUAAACGGAAAUAAGAGACUCGGUCGAAGCGCGUUCAAGUGAAUCGGAGUUGAAUGAACUUUAUUGAGAAACACUGCAAUCCAUUUCAAAAUAUUAUAUACCGCGACUGCCUCGUCCACGAUGAUCGAAAUGAUUAUUCAAAGUGAUUAUCAUUGAAUACCUUUGACGAAUCAUUUCUAGUCCAGCGCUGCCAACCAAGCGUCCAUCUAUCGUGUCCAACGGUGUUUUAAGAUAGUGGAAAAGUGCAAAAUGAAAAGAAAAGCAGUUAAGGAUUUUGAAAUAAGUGGAGCGUCAUGUAUGAUCUAAGUAAACGGCAUUAUAGUCUAUCAAGUAAUCUUGUAGUACUGAAUAUAAAAUAUGGCAGACUCGAAGUUUAAGGAAAAAGAAAAAUGUCCAAUUUUACGAGACAUUCGCGGUUUACCAUUCGUUCCUAAAGUGAAAAUAAACGAUGCAGUGUUGGCUCUGUAACGGAAUUAAAAAAUACAAAUAAAAAGAUGUUUUAGAAUGGUCA
This is a messenger RNA of Cephus cinctus (wheat stem sawfly), 4644 nucleotides long. It is a transcript of the gene MAN1, whose product is annotated as inner nuclear membrane protein Man1. Bases 403 to 2838 code for a protein of 811 amino acids. Gene Ontology annotation, molecular function: chromatin DNA binding. Gene Ontology annotation, biological process: nuclear envelope organization; negative regulation of BMP signaling pathway. The transcript has 11 exons. NCBI's taxonomy places the organism in Eukaryota, Metazoa, Arthropoda, Insecta, Hymenoptera, Cephidae. The record is from RefSeq and is a predicted model, not a curated record. Gene Ontology annotation, cellular component: nuclear inner membrane.